GCAGAAGGCGGCGCCCAGUUACCCGCCUAGCGUGGACGACGACGGCGCCGACGAUGGCGGCGACUUCUGCGACGGAGACGAGGACGGAGACGGAGACUUUGGCGGCCUGAGAGGGAUCAACAUGGCCGCCCUGGAGGGAGCGUGGUGCCCUCGCCACAUCUGACAGCACACCGCUCAGAGAGACUCAGACAGCAAAGGAUUGUGGGUAAAGGUAACCAGAGACACACAGGACAGAGAUGUGUCUUCUUCCUGCCCCCGGAGACAACAGACAACAACAGACAACAACAGACAAUAACAGACAACAACAACAACAAUAACAACAGGAGAAUUUUAGGAAAUGUUUCUUUGUUUUCUCGCUACGAUGUCAAACUGUUGCAUCGGCUCGGACAACAGGGACACACACA
This is a messenger RNA of Perca fluviatilis (European perch), 404 nucleotides long. It is a transcript of the gene fbxo3, whose product is annotated as F-box protein 3. The record is from RefSeq and is a predicted model, not a curated record. NCBI's taxonomy places the organism in Eukaryota, Metazoa, Chordata, Actinopteri, Perciformes, Percidae.